UCAGGCGGAAACGACGACGCUUCUCCCCGGGGCUGGCACGAGAGAAAUGAGAAAGCUGCGAUUCCUUUCUUCCCCGAUGAUGCAGAGGUUUUAAAUCGGCGGAUUCCAAGUCCUCGAUCAGAAGCUUUCGAUCCUCUUCGAUUCGGAGCCAUUCCACCCCGCGAUCUCCCGUCGCUCUCCGCAGCCGCGGUCGACUCGAUGACGCUAAUGAAGUAGCGGGGAGCCGAAAACCCUAAUCGCUUCUCGCUCUUCCGAGAUCCCUUUUCGCGGGCUGUCGGCAGAUGGCGGAUCAUGAGGACGAGGACCUGAAGAUGGCGCUGCGCCUGAGCAUGCAGCACUCGCCGCCGGAGCCCAAGCGGAGCAAGCCGAGGGACGCCGCCGGAGCCUCGUCGCCGGAAGACAGCCGCCGGCUGCAGAGGGAGCUCAUGGCCGCGGCGGCCGAGAAGAGGUUGCUGGCUGCGAGGAGCGCCGGAGCGUCGUCGCCUACUCCGUCGCCGUCGCCGUCGCCAGUGUCGACGCCGAAUAAUGAGAAGCCUAAGCCUCUAUCGAGAAGAGAGGGCCAAUUCGGAGUGGAAGAUGGCCGAACUGGGAGAGAACUGUCGAGUGAAGAAGCAUAUCAGUUGUUCUCGAUGGUUUUUGGGGGCGACGUUUCGAAAGGAAUUCUCGCUCAGUGGAGUAAUCAAGGAAUAAGGUUUAGCCCUGAUCCAGAAACAUCCAUGGGCUUAGUGCAGCAUGAAGGAGGGCCCUGCGGUGUCUUAGCAGCUGUACAAGCUUUUGUUCUCAAGUGUCUUCUUUUCUUUCCGGACGAUUUGCGUAAAGGGGCAUCAACUAUUUCGCCAAUCCUCGGUCCAAAAGCAUCACCUCGAAGACAAUUUCAAGGUUCAGAUAAUUUUUCCUCCCUUUCAGACAGUGAAAAAUUGAGGGCACUGAUAAGAAGUAUGAGUGAGAUUUUAUUUCACUGUGGAAGUAAUAAAAGGGCUGUUAUCGCCACUUUAAGUGUUACUGGUAAAGAACUUGAGGUGCCUGCAGAUGGCUCAAAGGAUGAGGGUACUAUCAAAGCUCUGGAGGGACUUCCGAUAGAAUCAGCUUCUGAUUUGCAGAAAAUUCUAAGAGUUGAGACUUAUAGUGUGCAAGCUACUGUUUUCCGAAGGCUUGAAGCAACACUUCCCUUUUUUCAAAGUCGAAUGGGAGCACUGCUAUUUCUUAUCUCCGCAUUACUUUCUCGGGGACUGGAUGCCGUUCAAGCUGACAGAGAUGAUCCCAGUCUUCCUCUGGUAACUGCACCAUUUGGUCAUGCAUCGCAGGUAACUAUCAUUGCGUCAAGAAUUUAUUGUUCCAUUUGGUGGUUCAACAGUUACAAUGCUUCUGACAAAUGCCUUGUGUCUUAUUUACUGUGCAAACUUAUGAUUGUUUUUUGGCAGGAAAUUGUAAACUUGCUACUUUGCGGGCAGGCUGUGCCCAAUGUUUUCGAUGGAAGGAUGGAUCUAGGUGGCGGUAUGUUUCUAAAGGGUGUAUCAACAUGCGUGGAAGUUGGGUUUCUGACUCUGUUAGAAUCGCUUAACUUUUGCAAGGUUGGUCAGCAUUUGAAGUGCCCUAACUGGCCUAUAUGGGUUGUGGGAAGUGAGUCCCACUACACAGUCCUAUUUGCUCUUGAUACCAUUGUUCAGGAAGAGAAUGAACUAGAAGAAAGGGAAUCGCAGAUUCGGAGGGCUUUUGAUGCACAAGAUCAGAGUGGAGGAGGUGGUUUUAUUGGUGUGGAAGGAUUCCAUCAAGUAUUAAGGGAAACUGACGUCAGGCUUCCUCCUGAAAAAGUUGAUCAGCUUUGCAGCUCGGGCUUUAUCGUGUGGAGUGAAUUUUGGCAGGCCAUUUUAGAUCUAGACAGCAGUAUGGGAGGUCUAAAGGACUCUUCAGGAUUGAUGGGCAAAAAGGUGUUUGAUCUUUACCAUUUCAAUGGAAUUGCAAAAUCGGAUUUGAAUGGCCAAGCGAACUCGGGAAGUGAGGCUCCUGUUCAAAGGCCUAGACUUACUAAAUUGAGAGUUUCUGUCCCACCACGAUGGACCCCUGAAGAAUUCAUGGCGGCAGCGCCUUCUGGUUCAGGUGGGGAUCAGUCGAGCUCGAGGGAUGCUGAAGUGGCUAAACCCGAGCCUCCUCAGCAUGCACCCCUUGUGGACUGCAUACGCACUCGGUGGCCUCGUGCUGUUUGCAACUGGGUUGGGGAUCCUCCAAGUAUCGUGUGAAGGCCAAUUGAGCAUUCAAUUUGGCUUGACAUGGCUCGUGCGAUUCAUAGGAACUAAAAAGCGGUGGACGCCAUCCGCAAUGCGUGUAAGAUUGUGCCAACAUGUUGAUUGACAAGAGGAGGGAAAUCGUUUGGGCUUGUUAAAUCGGGACAUUUAAUACUUUCUUUUUGGUCUCAAGUAUAUCCAUUGCCUUCCUUUACUGUGUGUACUGAUGUAUCUAUCUCAUCCUAAUUGUUUCUUGUCAGCAAUUGAAGGGAAAGGCGGGACAUAUUGAAUUUUUAUGGGUCAAAUCACAAUGUACCAUUAAUUUA
Molecule: messenger RNA, 2548 nt
Organism: Rhodamnia argentea
Lineage: Eukaryota; Viridiplantae; Streptophyta; Magnoliopsida; Myrtales; Myrtaceae
Product: ubiquitin carboxyl-terminal hydrolase MINDY-3
Exons: 7
Coding region: 282-2237 (651 amino acids)
Biological process (GO): protein K48-linked deubiquitination
Molecular function (GO): cysteine-type deubiquitinase activity; K48-linked deubiquitinase activity
Source: RefSeq, a predicted model, not a curated record